AUGGCUCCAAAGAAGUCCAAGGUUACUACGAAGCCCAAGGAGGCACUGUAUAAGUUCCCUGAGAGCUAUUACAACUUACCAAAGCUGUUGGCAAAACUGUUUUUCAAGCCAGGGCCCGAAUCGAUUAUAUCGGAUCAAAUCAUCACCAUUAACAAUUUUUUCACUUCGGAGUUUUGUAAUGAACUAAUCAAGUCGUUUGUUGGGUCUUUAACGUUGGAAACGACCCCGCUUAUCAAGUCUAAGGAUUAUGCUGCACGGUUUAAUGACCGUAUAUCUUUGAAUGAUAUCGAGGCGUCCAAGGUGCUAUGGACGUAUUUGAAAGACAUCUUAUUACAGGACCCUGGGUAUCAGGAUGAAGAAUUGGAUGAAAUCAAAUCUAUUUUCCAAGACGCCCAUGGCUUGAAUCCUCAAUUGAGAAUCUAUAGGUAUAGGAAAGGACAUCAUUUUGGUAAACAUUAUGAUGAUUCGGUAGUUUGUGAGGGUUUCAACAAGGAUACUCCGAAAGUUACAACCAAAUGGACUUUGUUGAUCUAUUUGACCGGAGACGAUGAAUUUAAAGGUGGUGAUACGAUCUUCUAUCCUGAAUUUGAACGCAAUGCCAAACCCGUGAGUAUCCAUCCAACGAAAGGUAUGGCAUUGCUACAUAAACAUGGAGAUGAUUGUUUGAAACACGAAGCUCAAUUGGUAAGCGAAGGUGAAAAAUGGGUACUUCGAAGUGAUGUUUCUUAUGCAUUUUAA
Molecule: messenger RNA, 738 nt
Organism: Hyphopichia burtonii NRRL Y-1933
Lineage: Eukaryota; Fungi; Ascomycota; Pichiomycetes; Serinales; Debaryomycetaceae
Exons: 1
Coding region: 1-738 (245 amino acids)
Biological process (GO): peptidyl-proline hydroxylation to 4-hydroxy-L-proline
Cellular component (GO): endoplasmic reticulum
Molecular function (GO): L-ascorbic acid binding; procollagen-proline 4-dioxygenase activity; iron ion binding
Source: RefSeq, a predicted model, not a curated record